UCUCUCUCUCUCUCUCUCUCUCUCUCUCGAUCGAAUGGCGCCGGUAGUAGGAGGAGGAGUUGCCGGAGAAACAUUCCACAAAGUGAACUUCGCCGCCCCAAGAAGCUUCGCGGCGGCGUUCAAGUCUGAUUUGAAGGAAACCCUCUUCCCAGACGAUCCAUUCCAUGACUUCAAAGGGAAGCCAUUGCCGAUAAAAGCCAAGAAAGCUUUACAGUAUUUCGUUCCGAUCUUCGAAUGGCUCCCUAAAUACACCCGCAAACUGUUCAUGUAUGAUCUUUUAGCCGGAAUCACCAUUGCCAGCCUCGCCAUUCCUCAAGGCAUCAGUUACGCUAAACUCGCUAACAUUCCCCCCAUCAUCGGUUUAUAUUCGAGCUUCGUUCCUCCUCUAAUCUACUCGGUGUUUGGAAGCUCAAAGCAUCUUGCUGUUGGAACAGUAGCUGCUAGUUCAUUGAUCAUAGCUGCAACCAUUGAAGCAAAAGUGAACCCAAUUGAAAACCCACAACUCUAUCUUAAUCUAGUCUUUACUGCUACACUCAUCUCCGGUGUAACUCAGUUGAUUCUUGGUGUUUUCCGGCUUGGAAUUUUGGUCGAUUUCUUGUCACAUUCUACGAUCACUGGCUUCAUGGGAGGGACAGCAACCCUUAUUUGCCUUCAACAAUUGAAAGGCAUUUUUGGUUUGAAGCAUUUUACUACGCAUACUGAUAUGGUAUCCGUUAUUCGUGUCAUCUUGAAGAAUAGAAAAGAGAUAAGAUGGGAAAGCACUGUAGUGGGUGUAGUUUUCCUCGUCUUUCUUCAAUUCACAAGAUUCGUGAAGCAAAAGAAACCCAAGCUAUUUUGGGUGUCAGCAAUAGCUCCCAUGGUGGUCGUGGUAACAGGAUGCGUCUUUGCUUAUGUAGCACAUGUUGAGAAACAUGGAAUUGCCAUUGUGGGUGACUUGAAAAAGGGAAUUAAUCCUUCCUCCCUCAAAAAUUUGGAUUUUGAUCCCAAAUAUCUAUCAGCGCCUAUACAAGCAGGACUCGUAACAGCCAUGAUUGCUCUUGCUGAAGGAAUAGCAAUCGGAAGAAGCUUUGCCAUAAUGGAAAAUCAGCAAAUUGAUGGAAACAAAGAGAUGAUAGCUUUUGGUCUCAUGAACAUUAUUGGAUCUUUCACUUCUUGCUACUUAACUACAGGACCAUUUUCAAAAACCGCAGUGAAUUACAACGCAGGGUGUAAAACACAAAUGGCAAAUGUAGUUAUGUCAAUAUGCAUGAUGCUUACAUUAUUCUUCUUAGCACCCCUCUUCAGUUACACUCCUCUUGUUGCCCUUUCUGCCAUUAUCAUGUCUGCAAUGCUUGGUCUUAUUGAAUAUGAUAAAGCUUAUCAUCUUUACAAAACCGAUAAGUUUGAUUUCAUCAUUUGCAUGGCUGCUUUCUUUGGUGUUGCCUUCAUUAGCAUGGACGUUGGCCUCAUGUUAUCGGUGGGUUUAGCGUUAUUGAGAGCACUUCUAUAUGUAGCUAGACCAGCAAGUUCAAAGCUUGGGAACAUACCUGACACUAGUGUAUAUCGAGAUAUGGAACAAUAUCCAGGAGCAAUUGACAUUCCUAAGACUCUAAUUUUACAACUUGGUUCUCCAAUUUACUUUGCGAAUUCAGGUUACUUGAGGGAAAGGAUUUUGAGAUGGGUUAGAGAUGAACAGGCCAAAAAAGCUUCUGAAGGAGAUGAUGUUGAGCAUGUUAUAUUAGAUUUUGGAGGUGUCACAUCUAUUGAUAUCACGGGCGUUGAAACUCUUGUUGAAAUUCGUAGAAGUUUAGAAGUCAAAGAUAUUAAGGUUGUCAUAGUGAAUCCAAGACUCGAGGUCAUGGAGAAGUUGAUUGUUACCAAAUUCAUAGACAAAAUUGGGAAAGAACGUGUGUUUCUAUCUAUUGAAGAUGCAAUUGAAGGGUGCAAUUUUUCACUCACACACCAAAAGGAUUGUGGUAGUGAAGAACGUUGACAAUAUAAGAAAACAUUUUACUCAUUUGUAUUGCGAGAAUAGGUGAAAAGAAGAUGUAUUGUAUUUAUCAUCUAUGUGGUUAACUGUAAAUGCAUGAACCGUUGUUGCGAUACAAAGUUUGUCUGG
Lactuca virosa is the source of this 2098-nucleotide messenger RNA. NCBI's taxonomy places the organism in Eukaryota, Viridiplantae, Streptophyta, Magnoliopsida, Asterales, Asteraceae. The record is from the annotation of a GenBank genome assembly.